Rhododendron vialii is the source of this 2936-nucleotide messenger RNA. Its product is annotated as serine/threonine-protein kinase ssp1-like. Bases 41 to 2503 code for a protein of 820 amino acids. Gene Ontology annotation, biological process: protein autophosphorylation. The transcript is spliced from 5 exons. Gene Ontology annotation, cellular component: plasma membrane; plasmodesma. Gene Ontology annotation, molecular function: transmembrane receptor protein tyrosine kinase activity; ATP binding; protein binding. NCBI's taxonomy places the organism in Eukaryota, Viridiplantae, Streptophyta, Magnoliopsida, Ericales, Ericaceae. The record is from RefSeq and is a predicted model, not a curated record.
GGGCAGCGGAAUUAUUCAUUCUCUCUCAUCAGCUUCAGAGAUGGAGAAGAAUCCCUUUGUUCAAGCGGGAGCCUUGUCCACUGACUUGGGUGAGAUUCCGCAUGCCUCUCCGUUUCCUACUCCCUUUGAUCAAGCUGGAGCAAUUGAUGGUGGCGUGGAUCAAUUGAAGGAUUCUUGUCGUUUUAUUCCGCUAUGUCAAAUAUUAAAAGCGACUAAUGACUUUGACGAUGCAUUAGUUAUUGGAACUGGGGGAUUUGGUAAGGUAUACAAAGCAAACAUUGACGACGGUGCUACAACCACCAUUGUUGCCAUAAAGCGGUUGAGUGCUGUGUCUAAUCAAGGCGCUGAAGAAUUUUGGACAGAGUUAAAGUUGCUUUCAAAGUUCCGGCAUGCUAAUCUCCUUUCGCUCAUCGGUUAUUGCAACGAGAAUCAGGAGAUGAUUAUUGUUUACGAAUAUAUGGCUGGGGGGACUCUCGCCAAUUAUCUUUACAAAACAAGUACUAGAGAAGAAAGCGGUGGAAGUAGAUCUCACCUAACAUGGGAGCAAAGGCUCAACAUUUGCCUUGACGUUGCACGUGGGCUCGACUACCUUCAUAAUAGUACCUUACCAGGUAUCAUACACCGAGACGUGAAGUGCACAAACAUUUUGUUGGACGAGUAUAUGGUAGCAAAGGUUUCUGAUUUAGGAAUAUCCAAAAGCAUGGCUACCUAUUUAACAACCCAUGUUAGCACAAACGUCAAAGGAACGUUUGGAUAUUUGGAUCCCGAUUACUUCCUCACCUGUCGACUAACCAAGAAAUCUGAUGUUUAUGCCUUCGGUGUGGUGUUGUUGGAAGUCUUGUGUGGUCGGCUAGCGAUAGAUACAAGACUCGACGACAAGCAAAUUAAUCUAGUUAAUUGGGCAAAAAUGAUAAUCAAAAAGGGAAAGCUUGACAGAAUCAUUGAUCCCUUUCUGAAUGGAGACAUAUCACCACAUAGUCUUGAGUACUUUGCCGAACUUGCCAACAAGUGUUUACAUAAUCAAUCAAAGAAAAGGCCUACAAUUGCUGAAGUAGUGGAGAGCCUUGAGAUUGCAUUGGUGUCUCAUAAGCGUAAGGGAAGGUCGCAGGGAACUAUUGCAAAGGCGUGGACGUUACAACAAGGAGGAGGAGAGAUUGUGGGGCCUAUAGCCUUAUCAUCAAGUGAAUUUGCUUCUGCAAACAACAAAGCACAGCGUGUCGGACGAGAUAAAAGCGGCUCUGUUGUCUCUGAUUCUAAGAAGAAAAGAACAGGAGAACAAGAAGACUGCGAAGAGAUAAAUACGAGUGUUACUUUAGAUGAUCUUCGACAACAUUAUGGCCGUAAACGUGGAGAUGUUGCGGAGAGCCUUGGCGUUAGUGUAUCCACGCUUAAACGCAUUUGUAGGCGGUUCGGGAUCCAGCGGUGGCCAAAUAAUAUCAGAAGAAAAAAAGCCGGGAGGCCUCCUGAUCAACAUGGAGAAAAGAAUCCAUCACCGACUUGCAAGACGCUGUUAAGUAAUGGGCAGACCGAGAUGGAAAAUGAAUUUGUUGGUCACCUUGAGGAGACGAAUGAGUUUCUCCCUGAUUUUGUUGAAGGCCCAAACGAAGCAGGGGUUUCCUCUGAAUGUGAGUUUCAACUGAAAAAUCAAUGGUCGCGGUUCAGCGCUUAUCCAAAUUCCGAUGGUCCUGUUGUUCCACACCCUCAUAUGGCAUCAACACAGAUCCUAGGUGAGAAUAUGGAAAGUUUAGGAGAUUUGAGAAAUUUGUUUGCUUCACUGGAAGAGUCUCUUCUGCAAGGACAUGUCUCUGGAUCUAUGUGGACAGUCCCUCCAUGUUUAGGUCAAGCUCCGAGCCAACUCAUGCCUACUAUUGCCCACACAAUGGGAAGUUCAGAUGAUUUGAGAAAUUUGUUACCUUUAGUGGGAGAGCAUGUCUCUGGAUCUAUCAACUGGACAGUCCAUCCAUGUUCUGUUCCAGCUCUGAGUCAACCCAUGCCUACUAUUGCCCACACAAUGGGAAAUUCCGAUGAUUUGAGAAAUUUGUUAGCUUUAGUGGAAGAGCCUUUUCCGGCUAGACAGGCCUUUGGAUCUGUUAGCUGGACAGGUCCUUCAUGUUCUGAUCCAACUCUGAGCCCACUCAUGCCUACUAUUCCCCACACAAUGCCUACAAUUCCCCGCAUGAUGCCUCUUCUCACAGAAAGGCAAGGUAUGAGAUCCGUGAAGCUAAAGGCAACAUAUGGGGAUACUACAAUAAAAUUUAAUCUCCCUCUCACUUCUGGAAUUAGUGAGUUGAAUAAAGAAGUGUUAAAGCGACUGGAGUUCGAGCCGGGUAGGUUCAGAGUUGAGUAUGAGGAUGAGGAUGAGGAUGGGGUCUUAAUUUUAAUAGCAUGCGACGAGGAUGCAAGGGAUUAUCUGCAAUUUCUCACCUCAUCGGGAAAUCAAGUAAUGAAACCAUUGGUUCUUAAAAAGGUCCCCAACACCACGAAUGUUGGUAAAAAUCAUUGAAGCGGAAAAGACAACAGGUAUGUUCAGUUGUAGAAAUAGUAUUUAUUGCAUGGAUGACACCAGUUCCAUGUUCUUUGUGUAACGGAACAUUUCCUUGCCAAAAUUUCCCAUCAAACCUGCUAAAUUAGUAUAUUUCCAGUAAUGCUACCUUUAGUAGGGGCUCUCUUUGUUUUGGCCCUGGUUUUACCUGAAUUUAGCCAGUGAUAUCUGUGCUUAAGUCUCAUUCCAUUGAGUUUCAUUUUACCUUCUCCUGAUGCGGGGAAUCUUCGUGUUCACCAUCAUUGUUACAUGAUGUGUGCGUGCAUGGUGAUGACGAUAAGAUUUUGGGGACCAUGGGCCUUUACGAUAUUGUUGCAGGUGCAUUGAUGGAGGAGCUCAGUGCUAAAUUGUUGUUCUGCAGUAGUCUGUUUGACAUUAUGCAUUUUUCACAUCC